Molecule: messenger RNA, 1428 nt
Organism: Phalaenopsis equestris
Lineage: Eukaryota; Viridiplantae; Streptophyta; Magnoliopsida; Asparagales; Orchidaceae
Product: AP2/ERF and B3 domain-containing transcription factor At1g51120-like
Exons: 2
Coding region: 58-1041 (327 amino acids)
Biological process (GO): regulation of DNA-templated transcription
Molecular function (GO): DNA-binding transcription factor activity; DNA binding
Source: RefSeq, a predicted model, not a curated record
AAAUCCCCACGCCAACCCCUGCGACACUUCCAUCAACUCUUCCAUUUGCUUGAAAAGAUGCAUUCUCCUCGAGAGCAAGAGUUGUUUCCACUGAAUCGCCCCAAGCAGGCAGAAACGCUACAGCUAUUCGACGAAGGCCCGUCUUCGAAGAUUCCUUCGCCACAGGAGGUUGCGCAGGUAACACCGAGAUACAAAGGCGUAGUCCUCCAACAAAACGGCCAUUGGGGAGCUCAGAUUUACGUUCCCCAUGGCCGCAUAUGGCUCGGAACCUUCAAAUCCGAAGCGGCUGCAGCCAGAGCUUACGACAGCGCGGCCAUCCGACUCCACCGCGGUGAAUCCGAUCGUAACUUGCCGUUAACAGACAUCACUGUUCAUGAACCCGAUUUUCAGAAACUUUUCAGCACCGAAACCAUUCUCAAUAUGAUCAGAGAUGGCUCCUAUGAAUCCAGACUCAUCGAGUUCAUCCGCACAAACCAUGCCUCCAGCUCCAAUGGAAGCGGGUCGGAUGCACCCACCAUGAUUGAUAACGGUAUUACAUUUACCGAAAUGUUUCAGAAAGAGCUGACUCCAAGUGAUGUUGGGAAGCUGAACAGAUUGGUGAUCCCUAAAAAGCAUGCCACGCGUUACUUUCCCCCUGUUACACCCAACUGCGUGGAAGAACAUUUGCUUGAGUUUCGAGAUCGGAUGAAUCGGUUAUGGGUGUUUCGAUACUGUUACUGGAAGAGCAGUCAGAGUUUUGUAUUUACCAGGGGUUGGAACAGAUUUGUGAAAGAGAUGGAGCUUCGUUCAAAGGACACGGUGGUGUUCUAUUACUGCACUGAAAUGGAAGGGAUGAAUAAAAAAACCUUUUUUAUGAUUGAUGUCCUUCGUGGUGUUGGGAGAAGCGGGAGUGUGGAGGGUGAGAAUCCCAUGGAGGAUGCAGAAGGGAAUGAGAAUUCUAACGAGUAUGAGGAGGAGGAAGUGAAGUCGGGAAGCUUGAUGGAUAAGGAGGAGAGUGAAGGGACGCAGGAGAUGAAGCUUUUUGGAGUGUGGAUCAGGUGAAGGUGAAGUGGAAACAGACUGAAUUUUGAUGAAGAUUCACAUGGCCAACAUAUGUAACAUGAAGUGGUAUAUGCAUGCAGCCCCUCUUGGAUUACUCUUCAAAAAUUUUUUGAUUGUUUUUUCUGAACUUUUGUGUGAGGAGAAAAAUGGGUUUUUUCUCUUGGAAUUACGGCUUCGUUUGAGAAGUCCUUGCACCUCCAUUAUUUUGCAAUGAAUGCUUGCAGGAUAAAGGUUUUCAUUUGCUGAAACAGUUUUCAGUAGAUUUUUUUCGAAUUUAUUUCACAAGAACGAUAGUUUUUUAUCGUUUUAUAUCAUAAGUGACCUUCUUCAGACGAGGCUUGGGCUAUAGCGUACUUAUGAAUGUAUUAAAGUUUUUGGAUGAUUCAU